AUGUCGCUCUUUGGACAGCCCAAACCGUUGGGCUCAGGCGGCCUUUUUGGUCAAACGCAAACCACUCAGCAGGCGCAGCCUGCCCAACAGACGGGCAGUUUCUUUGGCCAGACUCUGCCAGGCCAGCAAGGUAGCACGUUGGGCAACACCAUGAUCGGCGGGCAACAACAGCAGGUUCAACAGAUGCCAGCGCUGGCUCAAUCACAAGCUCAGCUGUCAAGCUCACUGUGGCAGCCCGGCAAAGAGACCCCCCACCAAAAGCCUAUUCUCGACCAGAUCAAGCUCGUCACCGAGAAAUGGGACGCGGCCAACCCCAACUGCGUCUUCAAGCACUACUUUUACAACAAAGUCGACGAAGCCCACAUCCCCUUCUACAAGCCGCAACCGCACGAGGACCCCAGCGAGUGGGAGGAAGCCUUGCAGAACAAGCCCGCGCCGGGUUUCAUGCCUGUCCUUUGCUCGGGAUACGCCGGUGUUGCCGAUCGGCUCAAAACCCAGAAGCGGGCCAUUUCCGAGUUCAACACGCGCCUGCAUCAGAUCAACGGCAGCCUGGACGCGAUUUUGCAGCGUCACGAGCUGGAGACCGAGGUGCGGGCCUUGGCAGCGCGGAGACGGCAACAUGCCAUCAGCGAGCGGUGUCUGGCUCUGGCGGCCAAGGUGCAGAUUCUGCGAAACAGAGGCUACGCUCUGAGCGGGGACGAAGAUGACCUGAAGAAUCGAUUGCAGACGUUGGAGAGGGAGGUUCAGGAUCCUGCCUUGGGCGCCAGAGAGGAGGAGCUCUGGAGUCGCCUGAUUGUCCUGAGAGGAUACUCGGAUCGCUUGAACAAGGAGCUCGACAAACCAUCUAGCCAAGACAGCGAGGGUCUCGAUCCGGACACGGAGGCAAAAGCGAAGCGAGUUCUGGAAGAUUACGAGAAACAGUUGCAGCAUUUGAAAAAGGAGUUGGAAGCUCUUGGCAUCGACUUUGAAGACUGGGAGAAGAGUCGUAACGGUAGCUUGAAACUAAGAUGA
Molecule: messenger RNA, 1011 nt
Organism: Ustilaginoidea virens
Lineage: Eukaryota; Fungi; Ascomycota; Sordariomycetes; Hypocreales; Clavicipitaceae
Exons: 3
Coding region: 1-1011 (336 amino acids)
Biological process (GO): protein localization to nuclear inner membrane; nuclear pore organization; NLS-bearing protein import into nucleus
Cellular component (GO): nuclear pore central transport channel; nuclear pore
Molecular function (GO): structural constituent of nuclear pore
Source: RefSeq, a predicted model, not a curated record